Arabidopsis lyrata subsp. lyrata is the source of this 1874-nucleotide messenger RNA. RefSeq names its product 28 kDa ribonucleoprotein, chloroplastic. The record is from RefSeq and is a predicted model, not a curated record. The coding region runs from base 27 to 998 and encodes 323 amino acids. Lineage: Eukaryota; Viridiplantae; Streptophyta; Magnoliopsida; Brassicales; Brassicaceae. The transcript has 6 exons. Gene Ontology annotation, cellular component: cytosol. Gene Ontology annotation, molecular function: mRNA binding.
CAUUUCUCUUCGUGCCAAAGCUAACAAUGGCUGUUUUGGAAGCUGCUCUCUGCAUUUUCUCCUUCUCUUCUUCUUCUUCUUCCUCAAAUCCUUAUCUCUUUUGUAAACGGUCUUCUUCCUUAAAACCUACUGCUCUGAGUCUUCGACUUCCCAGUAAUCUCUCUCCCGUCUUCUCUCUUAAUUUCCCUCUACGUUCCGGCGGCGAUAACUCGCGGCGGCUCGUCUCCGUACUAUGUUCCGUCGCGGAGAAAGAAACAUCAGCAGAGGAAGAAACGUCGCAGGAGGAGAAGACUGAAGAAACCCAGAAAUCAAACCUGAAAAGGAAGCUUUUUGUAUUCAAUCUUCCUUGGUCUAUGAGUGUGAAUGACAUCUCCGAGCUCUUUGGACAAUGCGGGACUGUGAACAAUGUCGAGAUUAUAAGGCAAAAAGAUGGGAAGAACCGAGGAUUUGCUUUUGUAACUAUGGCUUCUGGAGAAGAAGCUCAAGCUGCUAUUGAUAAGUUCGAUACUUCUCAAGUGUCUGGGAGGAUCAUAAGCGUAAACUUUGCAAGAAGGUUCAAGAAGCCUACUCCGAAACCACCCAACGAUCUUCCUUCUCCUCCCCCUGGAGACACUCGUCACAAACUCUACGUAUCUAAUCUCGCUUGGAAAGCAAGGUCAACACAUCUACGAGAGCUUUUCACUGCUUCUGAUUUCAACCCAGUCUCGGCUCGGGUUGUUUUCGCUGACCCUGAAGGAAGAUCUUCCGGCUAUGGCUUUGUCUCAUUUGCUACUAGAGAAGAAGCUGAGGAUGCAAUCGCCAAACUCGAUGGGAAGGAGAUAAUGGGCAGACCUAUCAUUCUCAAGUUUAGCUUGAGAAGCGCCAGUGAAUCUGAAGAUGGUGACACUGUAGGAGACAACAACACUUCUGAAGAUGGUGACACUGUAGAAGACAACACUUUUGAAGAUGGAGACACUGUAGAAGACAAAAACACUUCUGAAGAAAAAGUUUUGAAAUAGCUACUGCUACAAAGAACACAAAAAUGAAGAUGUAACAGAAUUUCACUAAACUAGACUUCAAUCCUGCUAAUGUGUGAUGAAUCACCAAACCAUCCAGCUCCAUCAUACCGAUAGAAUGUGACCUCGAGAAUCGCCAAGCCGAGGCUUCCAUUAGCCUUUUACUUGAACCUGUGGUAGGAGGGUUUUCCUCAUCAUGGUUUAUGUCCGGAAUAGUGAUUGUGACUGCGUUGUGCAAAGAUUCAUGGCUUCCAGAUCCGAUCAUGCCAGGAUCAAGCUCACACCGGCAAACAGGACAAGUCUUGUGUAACUCAAACCAAAGAUCAAUGCAAUUUGAAUGAAAGGGAUGACGACAAACCGUUAUGAGCCUAACUGUGUCUUCAUCUGAAAACUCUGACAAGCAAAUAGCGCAUUCCGUCCCGUGAUUUUUCAUUGUUGCAGAUGAAUAAGGGAACACGGGAAAGGACCGGAUGAUAAAUGGAUCAAGGCCGGGUUUUUCAGGCGGAGUGGCCACAUGGAUUAGGUCACUGUAAGGUGUUUGCUGAAGAUUCCAAGCUGAAAACAAGCGAUUCAGAAGAAAUCGCCAGAAGAAAAGAGAGAAGAAUCCAGCGAAAAUUACAAAGAGAAGAACGCCGAUCAAAACUAUGGUGAUGGGCAUGGAAACGGUAGGAAAAACAUCAGUAGUUGGUAUUGAUGUUGUUGACGACAUUUGAAGAUUGAUAACUCCAGAUCAGAGAAACCCCAAAUUCUACCAGUUUAGUAGAUUGUUUGGAAAAUAAGAAAAGUUUGUUCUAAGAAUUUCUUGCGAGAGAAGGAAUAUUGUUCAAGUUAAUAGAGAGAAAUGAGGAGAAGGACGUGGCUCUGUCCGAGUCACAGAGA